This is a messenger RNA of Gallus gallus (chicken), 3090 nucleotides long. It is a transcript of the gene PDE1B, whose product is annotated as phosphodiesterase 1B. Gene Ontology annotation, biological process: signal transduction. The coding region runs from base 131 to 1777 and encodes 548 amino acids. The transcript is spliced from 16 exons. NCBI's taxonomy places the organism in Eukaryota, Metazoa, Chordata, Aves, Galliformes, Phasianidae. Gene Ontology annotation, molecular function: 3',5'-cyclic-nucleotide phosphodiesterase activity. The record is from RefSeq and is a predicted model, not a curated record.
CCCGCCGGUGUCGGCUCCGGGAAAGUUGCGGCGAACCCCAACCGCUCCGAGAGCGGCACUGAGGCGGAGGCGGCGCCGGGGCAGCGGAGCGCGGCAGCACCGGAGCUUCGCGGCUGAGCAUCCCCGGGCCAUGGAGGCACCGCGGAGCCUCCCGGGGCUGCAGCCCGACCGCGACGCGCCGGACCCGGCCGGAGGAUGCCCGUCCCCCUUGGAGAUCAAAUCGGCCCCCAGCAAGAAGAUCUGGGUCAAACUGCGGGCGCUACUCCGCUACAUGGUGAAGCAGUUGGAGACGGGGGAGGUGAACGUGGAGGAGCUGAAGAGGAACCUGGAAUACACAGCAUCACUGCUGGAGGCCGUCUACAUCGAUGAGACGAGGCAGAUGCUGGACACGGAGGAUGAGCUGCGGGAGAUGCGUUCGGACGCGGUGCCGUCGGAGGUGCGGGAUUGGUUGGCUGCCACCUUCACCCAGCAGGCGCGCGCCAAAGGGCGGCGGGCGGAGGAGAAACCCAAAUUCCGCAGCAUUGUGCACGCGGUGCAGGCCGGCAUCUUCGUGGAGAGGAUGUUCCGCCGGACGUACACAGCUGUGGGGCCCAGCUACUCCACCUCCGUCCUCAACUGCCUGAAGAGCCUCGACCUGUGGUGCUUCGACGUCUUCGCUCUGAACCGGGUGACGGAGGAGCACUCCCUGCGCACCAUCGUCUACGAGCUGUUCACCCGACACAACCUCAACAGCCGCUUCAAGAUCCCCGCCGUGUUCCUCACCACGCUGCUGGACGCGCUGGAGGUCGGCUAUGGGAAGUACCGCAACCCCUACCACAACCAGGCGCACGCCGCCGAUGUCACCCAGACCGUCCACUGCUUCCUGCUCCGCACCGGCAUGCUGCACUAUCUGACGGAGAUUGAGGUCCUGGCCAUCAUCUUCGCUGCCGCCAUCCACGACUACGAGCACACGGGCACCACCAACAGCUUCCACAUCCAGACCAAGUCAGACUGUGCCAUCCUCUACAACGACCGCUCGGUGCUGGAGAACCACCACAUCAGCGCCGUCUUCCGCAUGAUGCAGGACGAUGAGAUGAACAUCUUCGUCAACCUCACCAAGGAUGAGUUUGUGGAGCUGCGGGCUCUGGUCAUCGAGAUGGUCCUGGCCACCGACAUGUCCUGCCACUUCCAGCAGGUGAAGUCCAUGAAGACGGCGCUGCAGCAGCUGGAGAGGAUUGACAAAUCCAAGGUGCUGUCACUGCUGCUGCACGCGGCCGACAUCAGCCACCCCACCAAGCAGUGGGCGGUGCACAGCCGCUGGACCAAAGCGCUGAUGGAGGAGUUCUUCAGGCAGGGUGACAAGGAGGCCGAGCUGGGGCUGCCCUUCUCGCCCCUCUGCGACCGCACCUCCACGCUGGUGGCCCAGUCCCAGAUCGGUUUCAUUGACUUCAUUGUGGAGCCCACCUUCUCCGUGCUGACUGAUGUGGCCGAGAAGAUGGUGCUGCCCCAAAACGAGGACGGCUCCAAAGCCAAGGGCAACGCGGCGGGCGGCCAGCAGGCCAGCUCACAGUGGCGACAGACGUCCCUGGAUGAGCACCUGGAGCUCGGGGACAUCAAGGCUGACCUGGCCAGCUUCCGCUCCACCUGGACCAAAUACAUCCAGGAGAACAAGCAGAAGUGGAAGGAGAGGGCGGCCAGCGGCAUCACCAACCAGGCAUCCAUUGAGGAGCUGUCACCCUACGAGGAGGAGCCCCCCGCGCCCCCCGCCCAGCACAAGCACAACGGCGAGGUGGAAUAGCACAUGGCGAGCCCUGACCGCCCCCUUUGGGGUGGCAGCUCCUCAUCCAACCCAGCGACGCCGUUCGGUCCAAAGUCUUUGAUGCCAUCGACUUCAGCACCAUCUGCAGGGAAGGAGCCGCCGGGGUCUGCGCCGAGAGCAUCCCCGAUGGCAGCACCGGGUCCUGGGGGGCCGGGACCCCCGGGACCCCCCCCCCCAUCCUGUGCCAAACCGUCCGCCGAGCCGCGUGGUGCUGAUCCGUGGGUGAUGGUGAUGCUGAGCCUCUCACUGCCGCGCCAGCAGGAUUCGUCCUUAUGGCUUUUAAGAUAUCUGCUUCUCGCCCCGCAGGGGAGUCAGGUGUUGGGGGAGGGGGUGGCACUGCUGGGGGGGGGGGGGGGGGCGCAGGGGACUGAAGGAUGGAGGGACUGUAAGGAGUUUGUUGGCACCCCAGGGGUCACUGUGGGCCCCCCGGGCUGAGGGCUGGGAGCUGGGGGCAGCUGAGGGGGGGCGAAGUUGGUACCCACAGUGGCCCUGAGGGUCUUCCAGCACCCCCAGUUCUGUGCCUGCAGCCCCUAUGGCUGCGGUUCUGCUCCUGGUGGACCUCCAGCCCCCCCCCCCCCCCCCCCCCCCGGCUCCAAAACACCCCCAGGAGACCCCACUCCCCCCGGCAUCCUGGCUCCAGCGUGCUUCAGCAUCCUCCGCCAUCCCAAGCUGUGGUGUGCUCGAGCAUCCUCUGCGUCCGGGCUCCAUCUGAACCGGGUCCGGUUCAGAACCCCAAACUGAGGUCCUCUGGAACCCCAAAUGAGUCCUCCAGAACCCCAAACUGGAGUCCUCCAGCACCCCCUGCAUCCUGGCUCUGGUGUGCUCAAGAGUCUCCAGCAUCCCGGCUCCAAUGUCCUCCGGCACCCCAACUUGGAGUCCUCCAGAACCAAACCGGACCCCUCCGGCACCCCAAAUCGGAGUCCUCCAGAACCAAACCGGACCCCUCCGGCACCCCAAAUCGGAGUCCUCCAGAACCAAACCGGACCCCUCCGGCACCCCCUGCACGGCGGUUCUGCUGAGCCCCAUUUCUCCCUGGCACCCCCCACCUCCAGCAGCCCGGGUUGUCCUCCAGCUCCGUUCUCCCCCCCCCCCCUAUGGUGCCCGGACCCCCCCCGGCUCCGGCCCAGCCCUGUACAUAGCCUGGCACACAGCUGUGUGCCUUUGUACUUUUCUACCAUGCCGUAACGUCGCGCCUCCAUCCCUGCUGGCACAGCUCCGCCUCGUGCCCACCUGCACACGCAUGUGAAACCAAGCGCAGCCGCUAACGAGCAAUUAAUAAACCGUACACCGCC